Messenger RNA from Corylus avellana, 1221 nucleotides. Its product is annotated as xylan glycosyltransferase MUCI21-like. The record is from RefSeq and is a predicted model, not a curated record. Gene Ontology annotation, molecular function: glycosyltransferase activity. Lineage: Eukaryota; Viridiplantae; Streptophyta; Magnoliopsida; Fagales; Betulaceae.
AUGGCUGCAGAAAAAAAAAGGUUGGUGCCAAUAUCAAUUCGAGAAGAAGAAAUCAGGUGCGAUCGAACCCACGAGGACUACGACACCUGUUUAAUCAAAGGCCCAACAGUUCUCGACGCCAUCCAAUGCACAUUCUUUCUAAUGGACCCCACCAUCUCGACCCCACAAAAUCCUGUGGUGGAGAAAAUCCGAUCCUACCCUCGCAAGGCGGAGGAUCGUACGAUGUCCAAAAUCACUGAGGUGACCAUCGUGGCGGGCCCACCAAGCCCAAAAUGUCAAAUCCAACACGAUGCCCCGGCCGUGGUAUUCAGCGUUGGUGGGUACAGCUCGUACGCUGGGAACUUCUUCCACGACUUCAACGACGGCUUCAUCCCCAUGUACGUCACCGUCAAUUCCUUCUUCCCCGAUCAAGACGUCGUACUCGUGCUAACGGACGUCAAUGAUUGGUGGUCCAGCAAGUUCACAGAAUUGUUACGCACUUUCAGCAAACACCCAAUCAUAAACCUCGACAACGAGAGUGCCACCCACUGCUUUCCUUCCGCCAGCUUGGGUAUAAUAACACAUGGCCCAAUGACCGUAAACCCCGCGUUAUUGCCCAACUCAAAAGACAUGACUGAUUUCCGCGCCUUCCUCGGCAAAGCCUACGGCCAAACCCAAACCCAAAACCCUCCAAAAUCCCGGCCGCGUCUCGUGAUAACCAGCCGGCGCGGCACCGUCGGCCGCCAACUCUUGAACCAAGAUGAAGUGAAAAUCGAAGCAGAGAAAAUUGGGUUCGAUGUGUCGAUUUUGGAGCCCAAACGCGGGACCCCUCUGAACGAAUCCUACGCUUUGAUAAAUUCGAGUCACGCAAUGGUCGGGAUUCACGGCGCAGCGCUAACGCAUUCGCUGUUUCUCCGGCCGGGGGCGGUGUUUGUGCAGGUGGUGCCGCUUGGGGCGGAGUGGGUGUCGGAGGUUUGCUUUGAAAUGUCGGCAAAAGCGAUGGGGCUGGAGUACAUGGAGUAUAAGAUAAUGGCGGAGGAGAGCAGCUUGAUAGAAACGUAUAGCAAGGAUGAAAUGAUCAUAAAAGACCCAGUUGCUUACCGAGGAGAGAAGUUUUCAAAUCAUCCGGCCAUGAGAAUAUACUUGCGGAAACAAAAUGUUAAGUUGGAUAUUGUAAGAUUUAGGGACUAUUUGAAGCUAGUGUACGUUAAAGCCAAGAAAUUCAUGGACAAGGAGGGAUAA